This is a messenger RNA of Trifolium pratense (red clover), 2060 nucleotides long. Its product is annotated as probable disease resistance protein At5g47260. NCBI's taxonomy places the organism in Eukaryota, Viridiplantae, Streptophyta, Magnoliopsida, Fabales, Fabaceae. The transcript is spliced from 3 exons. Gene Ontology annotation, biological process: signal transduction; defense response. Gene Ontology annotation, molecular function: ADP binding. The record is from RefSeq and is a predicted model, not a curated record. Bases 297 to 1841 code for a protein of 514 amino acids.
UACUUAAAUUUAUUUAUUCAAGUUUUUUGCAUUUAUUUAAGUUCAUAUGUUUUCUCUAACUUGUUCAAUUUUUAUUUUUCUGGUUAAGAUCUUGAUCAAAGACUGUAAUAACUUAUAAGCAUACUAAUAAGUGAUGGAAUAUUAGCUGCAUACGAUUUUUAUGGAAAUUCAUUUUAAUUUGUUGCAUCUUCAAGAGAGACCGAUACCAUCGUAGAAUUAGGACUUAGGAGUUGAGACUAAUUCAACGCUACAAAACCGGUUAUAAGGUUACCUAUGUGAUUGAAACGGAGGUGACAAUGAUACCUUAUUUGGGAAGAAUACGGAACUUUCAACAGGAGGCAGAGGCUGAAAAAAGGCAAUUGCUUUGGCAACGAAAAAUUGUGCAGUUGAAUGUUGAUGCAAUUGAUAAAACAACAAAAGUCAACAUUGAUGUUUUGAAGUGGCUGAAUGAUGUGGACAAAACCAUAGAAGAGAUAGUGAAAUUGGAAAUAUUGGAUAGGCCUAAUGUUAAGAUGAGAAAUGAUUUUCUCUCAGUGAUAGAAAAAAUGAAGAUGCUAUACAACAAUUGUGAAUUUGAGUCAUAUUCGAGCACAACUUCACCUUUAAAGUCCUUUUCUUCUGAAGAUUUUGUGUGUUUUAAGUCUACAAAUGAAGCUUCGGAUGAACUUUUAGAGGCACUGCAAGAUGAUAAAACUCGAAUAAUUGGAUUGUAUGGGAAGCGGGGCUCUGGUAAAACAACAUUAGUGCAAGCAGUCCGUAAAAUGGCAAAGUAUUUAAAUAUUUUUGAUGCAGUUUUAUUUGCCACAGUGUCGCAUAAUCCAAAUGUCAUGAAGAUUCAAGACCAAUUUGCCAACUCGUUGAAAAUAAAAUUUGACCGAAAUACUACUGUUGCUAGAGCAAUAAAGAUAUAUUCGACAUUACAAAGCAUAGGUCGAAUUCUUGUGAUCUUGGAUGAUGUUCGAGAAAUUGUUGAUCCAGAGGAUUUUGGUAUUCCUUGUAACGAUAACCAGUGCAAGGUUCUUUUGACCUCACGCCAACGCCUACAAGAACCUACUUUCAUGGAAUGUCAAGCAAGGAUGAUUCGUUUGAAUGCCUUAUCCAAAGAUGAAGCUUGGACUUUGCUCCAAAAAUAUUCUGACAUAAAUGAUGAGUCUCCGUCUGAUAUAUUAAAUGUGGCGUCUGAAAUUGUGAAUGAAUGCGAAGGGCUACAUAGUACAAUCAAAGAUGUAGGAAAUUUUUUAAGAUAUAAAUCUAUUGGGGAGUGGAAAGCAUCUCUAGAUUGUCUUAAACAUUCACAAGCUCAAUGGGAAAUUUUUCUGAGUUUUAGAGGACAAGAUACUCGGCACUCUUUUACGGGAUCUCUCUAUCAUGCUUUGUGCCAAGUGGGAUUCAAGACCUUUAUGGAUGAUGGAGCAUUGCGUAAUGGGGACCAAAUUUCACCGACUCUUGUUAAUGCAAUUGAAACAUCGAGACUUUCAAUUAUUGUUUUAUCUGAAAACUAUGCUGGCUCGUCUUGGUGUCUAGAUGAACUUUCUAAGAUCCUUGAGUGCAUGGAGACGCAUAAUCAAUUGGUUUGGCCAAUCUUUUUCAACGUGGAGCCCUCGGAUAUAAGGCAUCAAAAAAAUAGUUAUGGCGAUGCCAUGGCUAAACAAGAACAAAAAUUUGGAAAUGAUUCUGCGAGAGUUAAGAAAUGGAGGUCAGCUUUGCUUGAAGUUUCUAGUUUAUCCGGAAAGACUUAUAAAUAUGGGUAUGAGUACGAAUAUAAAUUUAUUCAGAAGAUCGUCGAAGAUGCCAAGAAUAUUAAAAAUAGAUUGUACAUAAGAAGCAGCAAUAAGGACUAGAAAGAAGACUUAUGAUUCUCUUGUAGUAAUUAAAUAGUGUUGGAUGUUCAAAGUGGAUAUUGAUGUUGUUGGAGCAAUAUGGACUAGCAUUCCAUCUGAUGCAAUGUUCAAUUCAUAUGCCCCUUAAAAUUGAAUUAGGUCCACAAAGUAUUGUAAUUAUAUGAAGGAGGGUUUGUAAAAUAUAAUCAUGAAAUGACCAUGCUGUUUUUGUCUGUCUAA